CAGUAUAAAAUUUAUACUAAAUACACAGCUUUGUCGUAGGGGGAGCUGUGAAUCGGUUUGGCAUUUUGUUGCUGUAAAUAUACAAUAACAAAUAUUAUUUUCAAAGAGUAUACCUGAUAUUUAUUAAUGAAUGAUAUUUGUUCAAGAAAAUUGAUCGAACAAUGUGAUAUUAUUGACAAAAAAUAUUUAAUCAUUAUUUGGAAAAUUUUUGUAUAUUUUUCCGUUAUGUAUUCAUUAAAUUUAGAGGACAUUAUUUAUCGAUAAACGUCACUACAUAAAAGUCAAAUCUUAUUUUAGUUGGAGAAAAAAUCGUUUAAGUGAAAUGAAUAAUUAUUUUAAUUACCAAAGUAUUUUUUGAACAUCACGUUUACAGAGGACACGUGUUGUUUCACGUGUAAACUGUCGUUUACUGUGACGCGCUCCGAAAUUGGGUUGUGUACGCUCCAAACACGUAAAACAUUUGUUUCGUUAUAUUAUUUUAAAUAAAUAGUUGAUAAAAAAAGGAAGAAAAUUAUAUAAACAGACAAAAUGACUGAAAAAUUACGAAGAUACGAGAAAAUUGAUUUUCUAGGAGAAGGGCAGUUUGCAACUGUUUAUAAAGCCAAAGACAUUGAAACUUCAAGAAUUGUUGCUGUGAAAAAGAUUAAAGUUGGAAGCCAUGCAGAAGCUAGAGAUGGAAUAAACAGGACAGCUCUAAGAGAAAUUAAAUUGCUGCAAGAAUUGAAACACGAUAAUGUGAUUGGUUUAUUAGAUGUUUUCGGUCACAUGUCCAAUGUAUCCUUGGUAUUUGAUUUUAUGGACACAGAUUUGGAAGUAAUAAUAAAAGAUAACAAUAUUGUAUUAACUGCUGCGAAUAUUAAAUCAUAUAUGAUUCAAACUUUGCAAGGUCUAGACUACUUGCAUUACAACUGGAUACUGCAUAGAGAUUUAAAGCCAAAUAAUUUACUUGUUAACGGAGAAGGUGUGUUAAAGAUUGGUGAUUUUGGUCUUGCCAAAUUUUUUGGUUCUCCAAAUAGAAUAAACACGCAUCAGGUGGUGACAAGAUGGUACAGAUCACCUGAAUUGUUAUAUGGAGCAAGACUCUAUGGAACUGGGAUAGAUAUGUGGGCUGUUGGAUGUAUAUUAGCAGAACUUUUAUUACGAGUACCAUUUUUACCAGGAGAAUCUGAUUUAGAUCAACUUACUAGAAUAUUCCAGACAUUAGGUACACCUACAGAAGAAACAUGGCCAGGAAUGACUGAACUACCAGAUUUCAUUCAGUUUAAACCAUUUCCUGGAACGCCGUUAAAACAUAUAUUUACUGCAGCUGGUGAUGAUCUCUUAGAUUUAAUUGCUAGUCUUUUAAAUGUGAAUCCCUUGGAAAGAUGUACAUGCGAUCAGGCUCUUCAAAUGCCAUACUUCAGCAACAAACCAGCGCCAACUCCUGGACCUAGAUUACCACUUCCUACGUCUGUAAAACGCCAACCAGAGGAGAAGCCUAAUCUAAAAAGGAAACUGCUAGAAUCAAUAGAUGGUGCAUCGCUUGCGAAACGAUUACAGUUUUAACUAGAAUUUUAAUUAGAAUCAAUUACGAAUUGUUGCAACGAAUAAUUCAUUAUUAUUAAUUUUGUUAUGUAAAUGUAUUUGCGAAUGCAAUAUACGAUUGAAAAAGACACGAGAAUGCGCGUAAUGAUUUGAAAUUAUAAGGUAUAUUAAAGAGAAAGUAUUCACAGAUCAAUUAUGUGAUAACAAUGAUGAACUGAUGUAUUUUUGUUAAAAAAUGAUUACUAAAACAACCAAUGAAACAUGAAAUAUCAAGUAUUAAACAUUAAAAAAAUAUUUGUCUCUAGUAUUUAAUUUAUAGCAUAUGAACAUUAAGAGAGGACAGGAAUAUAUCACGGGUUGAAAUAAUAAUGCAUUUUUGAAAAAUACAACAUUAUGCUGCAUUAAUUUUAUUAACUUAAAAACUAGUAAGAAAUGUUUGAUACGUGAACAAUUUCGUAACCGGUGAAAAUAUUUGAAUUUCGGUUGCUUAAAAAAGGUCAUUCGCCGAUAACAAAAUCAUUAAAACUGUAAUGACAUUUCGCAGCGUAUUCUUUUUCCGCAGGGAGAGUAAUCACUCCAUUUCUAUAAGUACAAACAUUACCAACCCUUUUUCAUAUCUACUUGCGAUGAUCCGUUGACAUUUUCUAAUUUGUGGAAAAAAUUGUUGAUUAUAAACGAUCACGUUUCUUUCUUUCGCAAAUACAUACUCUUUCUUGAAAGAAAGAGCUUGUAUUGCUUUGUGUUUUCCUCUUACUUUGACAAUGACUGUACGUCGCUCAUCUGCGAUAAGCUUGUAAAUAGUCUUUUUAUGAGUACUGCUCACGUGUGAUCGUACCUUUUCAACGAAUUUCAAACUAAAUCCGUGCACGACUUGAAAUAUAUAGCUAUUACACAUAUACAUAAACCUAAUCAAUACUGAUGGGUAACAAGAACGUAAAUACAAUUUAAUUGUACGUACAAAAUCUAUAAACUUUUUGUAUUAAUGCACAUAUCAACGUGAACUGCCUACCUUCGAACGCGAUUUGAGAAAUAGUACAUUCGCUGUGGAAUAAGUUAUGAGAAUAGAAUAGGAUUUCGUAUUUCGAUAUAUUACAUAAAGCUGUAACAAAAUUUGUUUCAUACUGUACACGUAGUUACAUUAAAAGCAUAACUUAAGAUGACAUGUGCAUUUAAAUACUGAAGCAACAUUUAAUAAUUUUCCAAUAUACUUUGUUCGAUCCUGACAUAGAGGUGCUAAGCUAGAGGUUUGGUGUAAAUGAAACAUGACAGUUUUCAAAUAAGAUAUACGUUAGAAGAUUACCACAUUUUGAAUAUACAACUGUAAUUUAUAAAAUUAAAUUCUGGUUUUGUGGAACAUUACAGUAUUUCCAUGACACUUUUCUAUUUUUAUAGAACAAGAAUUAAUAUACGCGUUUAAAUGCUUAAGAAUAAUCUAAAAAUUUAUUAAUUCAAAGACAAGUAAUCUCCUAAAACACGUUAAAAUAUGUAAAUGAUAAAUUCGUUCUAAAAUAUUGUACUGUGGUCCCUUCUUAUUCGGAUUCAACUAUAAGUAAUGACUAUGUAACACUUUUUCUUUUAAUAUAAGUAAUCAACGAUUAUAUUUUUCUUAUGAAGACGCACCAAUAUUCGUCGUACUCAAGGAAGUAAGUCAGCAUUAACAAUUAUUAUAAUUUCCAGUACAAAUGAGAACACAAAAAAUGCGAGUAAAACUUCGGGAAUGAAUGGA
Messenger RNA from Nomia melanderi (Alkali bee), 3250 nucleotides. RefSeq names its product Cyclin-dependent kinase 7 (gene Cdk7). The record is from RefSeq and is a predicted model, not a curated record. Lineage: Eukaryota; Metazoa; Arthropoda; Insecta; Hymenoptera; Halictidae. Gene Ontology annotation, biological process: protein phosphorylation; positive regulation of transcription by RNA polymerase II. Gene Ontology annotation, cellular component: transcription factor TFIIK complex; cytoplasm; transcription factor TFIIH holo complex. Gene Ontology annotation, molecular function: RNA polymerase II CTD heptapeptide repeat kinase activity; ATP binding; cyclin-dependent protein serine/threonine kinase activity.